AUGGUCCGAAUGCAUACAUCCGCAGGGCUGGCGACGCUGGCCACUCUCACGGGACUAGUCGGUGCCGCCACACAAAUCACCGACGAUGAGAUGACAUCGCUCCUCAAUCUGGGCGGCGUGGAUUUGGCCGAUCGAUAUGCCCCGAUGUGGUUCUUUGGCCAAGCCAUGAAUCAACCCCCUUGCUAUCCAACCUGGGCCUUUAGUGGAUCGCCGUCGACCCCGGACAUUUACGAUAGCGCUCACCAGACCCCGGCCGCUCCCCAGUGCGAAUAUCCCGAUGUGGGCUGUCACUGCCGAAACCCAGGGGUGGGAAUUGGCAAUCGAGGUCCUGCGUUCCCGGUCUACUACACUUACCAGCGAUGCAGUGAUACCGAGGUGCGAGUGGCGUAUAAUCUCUUCUACGAGAAGGAUGGUGCCAAGGUUGGCGCCAUUGAAACGGGCCAUAACUACGACUGGGAACGAGUAAUUGUCAUCCACUCGCGUGAUGGCAACAACAUGUGGGCACCAUCUCGUGCCCUCCUCUCAGCUCACAGUGGCUAUCACAAUCUCGCCUGGGGUGAUAUUCAAAAUACCCUCACCACCGAGGAGAUCAACGCAGGCGAUGCCAAAACACCCAAUGGUGUCCAGAACAACGACCAUCCCAAGGUUUACGUGUCGUGGUCGAAACAUGCCAACUUUGAUACCCGCAACACUGGCUGGAAUGAUCCCAUCAGUCAAUCCUUGGAUGAUGCGUUUCGCAGCCAGGAUUGGUGGUAUUUUGUUGAUCCGCAGUAUUAUAUUCGGGCCGACCCGAGCACAGAUGCUGGUAAGGCUUUGGCCGCGGCCAACUGGGGUAGUGCCUCUAGUAAUCCACCUUCGGUCCAUGCGAGUAUUUGCAGCGCUUCAUAG
Messenger RNA from Penicillium oxalicum, 888 nucleotides. RefSeq lists its product as uncharacterized. NCBI's taxonomy places the organism in Eukaryota, Fungi, Ascomycota, Eurotiomycetes, Eurotiales, Aspergillaceae. The record is from RefSeq and is a predicted model, not a curated record. The transcript has 3 exons. The coding region runs from base 1 to 888 and encodes 295 amino acids.